Messenger RNA from Bursaphelenchus xylophilus (pine wood nematode), 1027 nucleotides. The record is from the annotation of a GenBank genome assembly. Lineage: Eukaryota; Metazoa; Nematoda; Chromadorea; Rhabditida; Aphelenchoididae.
AUGCUCAAAUAUCUGUUAUUUCUGGGAACACUGGCCUUAGGGCAUUCCUCAAAUAUCGAUUGCGGCAGAGUCCCACCUUCGCUUUGGUGCCAAAAUAAAGACCUUGCGGCUCAGUGUAACGUCUCUCAACAGUGCAAUGAAUAUACGACCAAAAGCAAAGGCCAGAAGCUUCGGCUGACGCUGCUUUAUGAAUCGUUGUGUCCCUAUUGUGAGAGGUUUAUUAUUGGAACUUUUUACACCGACAUCUACCUAAAGUAUGCGGAUAAGGUCGAGUUUGAGUUGGUUCCUUAUGGAAACGCAAAGAUUGGAAAGGUAAGGAGCUAUCGGCAGUUGAUAUCUAUAAAGAAAGAUGCCAAGGCCUCAGGCUAUAAGUUGUAAGAAAGACUAACGCAAAUUUAGGUUGAAAUUAAAUUUGCAUAGAAGAGAUUUGUAUCAUAUGUAGCUCGUCAUUUGGCGGGCAGACAUCACCAUUUUUGAUGACUUUUCCAGGCGUCUUCUAGCAAUUAGAUAUGUUCGUUUUCAGAACGGCCAAGUUCUUUGUCAGCAUGGCACUCCCGAAUGCGCGGGAAACAAGUACGAAGCCUGUGUUAUCCACUACUUCGAGGAUCCGAUUCCUUUCGUCAGAUGUCUAGAACAGCAACUUCCCCAAACAGACAUCGUAAAAGCUGCAACCAAAUGUUACGCCACAUUCAAAACUUCCGCCGAUCUCGCGGCUCGAGUAACGUAAGUCGGCCAAGCAACAAAAAUAUCUACAAAAUCGUAUUUUAGCACCUGCUACAACACCGAUUUGGCUGAUCAAUUGCACAGAGCGCACGGCGCCAGAACUGAUGCUAUUGGACCUGAGAAGAAGUACGGUGUCCCCUGGCUGCUGUUCAACAAUGUCAGUUUGGGUAGCGCUCAGAAAUACGGAGAUUCGUUCAAAUAUGCAAUCGAUGAUUGGUACAUCCCAAACGAAAACGACGCAAAAUUGGUAUCUGAAAUUGCCAAAAAGACUUCCGAACUGAAGCUUUGCAGGGAUGAGAACUGA